GUUUCCGCAGACGGACGCAAGGAAGCUGACUGGGGAGUAAGUCUCGCUCGGCUCCAAUUCGGAUCUUCUGCGCAGUUCCGCCCUGCUUUCCGCAGCCGCUCACAGUCCCGCCCCGGGAGGAGGCGGAGAAGGAGGCGAAGGCAAGGCGAGCUCUCCGCGGGCGCUCGUCUCCCUCGCUGGCCUCUAGGGCGCCGGAAGGAGUGGGGCCGGGCGCCAUGGGCGAGCGCCGCGGCUGCCGCCCUUGGCCGUGCGGACCAGCUGGGCCGGAAAGCAGCGAGGAGUUGUCCUCAGAUGGACUUGAAAAUUGCUUAAAACCAAAUGAGGAACCUCUCUUAAGAAUAAACCCGCAUCGAUUUGUCAUCUUCCCAAUUCAGUACCCCGAUAUAUGGAAAAUGUACAAGCAGGCCCAGGCUUCCUUCUGGACAGUAGAAGAGGUUGACUUGUCAAAGGAUCUUCCUCAUUGGAACAACCUAAAACCAGAAGAGAAAUACUUUAUUUCACAUAUCCUGGCUUUUUUUGCUGCCAGUGAUGGAAUUGUAAAUGAAAACUUGGUAGAACGUUUUAGCCAAGAAGUGCAGAUCCCAGAAGCUCGCUGUUUCUAUGGCUUCCAGAUAUCAAUAGAAAACGUUCAUUCUGAGAUGUAUAGUUUGCUAAUAGACACUUACAUCAAAGAUCCCAAGAAAAGGGACAUUUUAUUUAAUGCUAUUGAAACAAUGCCAUGUGUCAGGAAGAAAGCAGACUGGGCACUGAGAUGGAUAAAGGACAGGGAAGCCACUUUUGGUGAAAGAGUGGUGGCAUUUGCUGCUGUUGAAGGAAUCUUCUUUUCUGGUGCUUUUGCAGCAAUAUUUUGGCUCAAGAAGAGAGGAGUAAUGCCAGGCCUUACUUUCUCCAAUGAACUUAUUAGCAGAGAUGAAGGGCUCCACUGUGACUUUGCUUGCCUGAUUUUUCAGCAUUUAGUGAAUAAACCUUUGGAGGGAAGGGUGAAAGAGAUCAUUGUCAAUGCAGUUGAAAUUGAAAAGGAAUUCUUGACAGAGGCCUUACCUGUGGGAUUGAUUGGAAUGAAUUGCACUCUGAUGAAACAAUACAUUGAGUUUGUGGCUGAUAGGUUACUUCUGGAACUGGGUUUCCCUAAGGUCUUUCAAGCAGAAAACCCUUUUGACUUCAUGGAGAAUAUUUCACUGGAAGGAAAAACCAAUUUCUUUGAGAGAAGGGUUUCAGAAUAUCAACGUUUCGCAGUUAUGGCCAAAGCAAAUAAUAAAGUAUUUACUUUAGAUGCUGACUUCUGAUGCUGCCUUCUUGGAAGACUGACAAAGCCGAACUACACACUCACCAUUAAUUGCGUCAGGAGACUUCUGCUUCUUGUAAUCCAAGUAGGGUAUUCUGGGAAUAUUUUGUUAACUACUGAUGGUUGAUAGAAAAGUUCAUACAAAUAUAUUACAAGUUCUGUGCAUAUAUACACUCUUUAACAACAAUUCGUUCUGUAAAAUCAUGCAACUUUUAUAAAACUAUAUUGCAACAUUUAGGACAAAGUUUAGCUGCUGAUCAUUUUGUUAAAAUCUAAUCCCAUCAGUCGAGUGGAAAGCUUUUAUGAUGGUGAGAAUGAUUGCACGAUAACAUUUCUUCCUACCUCAGUUCUUGAACUGAACUGAGAUGAAGGACGUACUGUUUUGUACCUAAAGGGAUGUUCCAACAUAAGACUUGGUUAAAGUUUGGAUGGGAGACCCCCAGAGAAGCUUAAGACUGUAAACUAGAUUUGAAAAACAUCCUAGGCAGUGGCAAACCACUUUUGUAUUGUAUCAAAGACAGCGAUGUAGACAGGACCAUGUAAGCUGCAAGUAUCGAAGUUGACUCAAGAGAGACUUUAUUUUGUACGUAAGAGGAACCUGUGCUUGGGAAAAUGAAUAAGAUGACACUAGCGCUUUAUAAUCUUUUAAAACUGUCAUUUUGGUUAGUCAAAUCAGCACAAUGUCUGACAUAAAGUGUUUGAGAGGAAUUUUUCAUUUGGCCUAAAUGCUUUUGGCUGUAAACUUGACUGCAGCAACUCACACAGCAUAGAAGUGAUCACCUUACAAGGUUUGGCUUAUUCAGCAAAAUGAACCAACAUAGCUUGUUUUUGUUAUGCAAACAUGGCUGUUUGGUUUAGUCAACAAAUCUCUCCUUAAUGUAAUGUGUGAACAAUAUCUGUGUUUAUAUGACACACUGAUCCAAAAACUAUCCAGGGCAUUUUAAGUUAGAGUAGCGAGCGAACCCAGACCUUACAAUUAAUUUUUGGUUUAGCGUGUCAUGCGAACCUAGAAAAUUGGGGUAAUUUAAUAAUUCAUGCAUAGUGAUGUCAUCUGAACUUAGCUUCAGUGUAUAUAGUAGGAUAAUGUUUAAGCUUCUUUUCCUUAUUUAGCAUGUGGACGAUGAAAAACAGAUGAAUUGGCUACAGAAGUGUAUUUUUAAAAAAUAGAGAAACAAUAUAGAGGUAAUUGACAAAAACUGAAGCUUCCUUUGCCAAAUGCCACAGCUAACUUUUGCUUGGGAGAUUGUUAUUCAUAACUGUUCCAGUCCAAAUGGAAUCACAAUUAGAGGGUGAAACAUACAAGGAUGAAAUAAAUCGCACCCUAAUAUUGUCAGGAGUUGAUGGAGUUUGACACAUUGUGCUAAGCCAUUAUAAGGUUUGUUUGUGAUGUGUGAUCACAGUUUUCUGUGGGUUACUGAUUAAACUUUAGUAUAUUAUUUGAGCCCACCGUAGCUUUGAACCUGAAGUAGCUGCCAUAUUCCCUUUCUAGGAACUGGAAUGUGAAAAAAAAAUGUUAGAAAGUCAGUUGGUACUGAACCCAGCAAGUUUUACGUUAGAGAAAAUAUGCCUACGAUUGUACUGUCAGUGUGAUUCCUUGUACAUUGAAGUGAAGGAAACAUGCCUUCUGAACCAUUUCAGGGAAGUACACGAGAUAUUUUGCUGGGUAUAUUUUAAAGCUUUUUCAAAGACUCCUGUUUCAUGUAUAGGACUCAGAUUUAGUUGUUUAUUUGCCCAGUUGCCUUAUAAAACUUACAUGAAGCCUUGUAAAAUCUUAUUGUCAAGUUUGUAAUUUAUUUUUUCACUAGUAAAAUGUUAUAAAUAUGAACUAGAAUGGACAAUGUAAAGAAUGCUUCUUGGUUUGUCACUCGUAGUUUCUAGAAAAAUACAAAAUGUUUUAAAUAAAAAUUAUGAGAACAAA
Candoia aspera is the source of this 3203-nucleotide messenger RNA. RefSeq names its product ribonucleotide reductase regulatory TP53 inducible subunit M2B (gene RRM2B). The coding region runs from base 216 to 1286 and encodes 356 amino acids. Gene Ontology annotation, molecular function: ribonucleoside-diphosphate reductase activity, thioredoxin disulfide as acceptor. Gene Ontology annotation, biological process: deoxyribonucleotide biosynthetic process. Lineage: Eukaryota; Metazoa; Chordata; Lepidosauria; Squamata; Candoiidae. Gene Ontology annotation, cellular component: cytosol. The transcript has 9 exons. The record is from RefSeq and is a predicted model, not a curated record.